Molecule: messenger RNA, 2711 nt
Organism: Entelurus aequoreus (snake pipefish)
Lineage: Eukaryota; Metazoa; Chordata; Actinopteri; Syngnathiformes; Syngnathidae
Product: zinc finger and SCAN domain-containing protein 21-like
Exons: 3
Coding region: 293-1858 (521 amino acids)
Cellular component (GO): nucleus
Source: RefSeq, a predicted model, not a curated record
GCGGGACGAAGAAAGACAAAAUGGCGUUUGGUAGGAGACGACGUUACUGUGGUUUGUUAUAGUGCUUUUUUUUUUCAUAAACAGCACGUACACGUACACAUAUGUGCUUUUUACUAGAGUAAACGUCGUUAAUAAUUGUUUAGGUCUGGAUACAUUAGUUUAAGCGUACCUCGUUGCUGCCCGUACUAGCUUAGCUUGCUAGUUAGCUGCUAACAAAGAGAGGCGGAAGUGAUCAAAACACAUCGCUAAGCAGAGAUCAAGUGUGAGUGUAAAGUGUUGUGAUUGUGUGAAAAUGUGCGAAAGAACGACAGCAGAGUGCAAAGAGGAACUUUCUGGAACCAAACUACUGGACGCUGUUGCCAAGAAACAUCAAGUUGUGUCACACAGAACAGACGUCCAGCAGACCCCCCACAUUAAAGAGGAAGAGGAGGAAGUGUGGAUCACCCAGGUGGGAGAGUGUCUUCCAGGGCAGGAGGAGGCUGAUCCCACCAAGUUUCCACUGACUGUUGUCUCUGUGAAGACCGAAGACCAUGAAGACAAACCACCUGAGUCCUCACAGCGUCAUCACAGUCCAAACGUCUGGGAAGAACAUCUUCUCCCUGAGCAGCAAGGGCGGCGCUUCAGGAUGGAGCAGGAGGGGCCACAGCCCUCCCGCAUCAAAGAGGAAGAUGAGGCGCCACAGUCCCUGCACAUUAAAGAGGAAGAAGAGAGCCCACUGACCUCCCACGUUAAAGAAGAAGAAGAGGAGGCCCCGCAGCCCCCUCACAUUAAAGACGAAGAGGAGGAACACAGCAUCAGUCAGGAGUUCCCAGUGAUUGUUGUUGAGCAUCUUGAAGGACUGGAGGAGGUUGAUGUCCCCAAGAUGCCAGUGACUGGUGUCCCUGUGAAGAGUGAAGAUGAUGAUGAACAUCUUCCUGAGCAGCAGAAGUGGAGCUUCAGGAUGGCGACGGAGGAGCCACAUCCCUCCUACAUUAAGGAAGAAGAUGCGGAGCUGCAGACCCUGCACAUUAAAAAGGAAGAGGAGGAACACAGCAUCAGUCAGGAGGGAGAGCAUCUUGAAUGGUUGGAGGAGUUCCCAGUGACUGGUGUCCCUGUGAAGAGUGAAGGUGAUGAGGUCAAAGGUGAAAGUGAGGAGAAGAGAGAGGCGGAGCCUCCAAGCAGCAGCUCAACUCAACACAUGACAACAGAAGCUGAUGGAGACCACUGUGGAGGAUCACAAGCAGACAAGCUCUUAGCUCCACUAUCAGAUAGUGAGGACACAACGUCACACUCUCCUGACACUGAUGAUGAACACUCUAAAGAUGAUAAGACAUGUCACACUGACAACACACGCUUCAAAUGUUCCCACUGCGACAAAACCUUUAGAUUCCGUUGCGCUCUCAUAACACACGUGCGAAAACACACCGGAGAAAGACCAUUCGCGUGCUCAGUUUGCAGCGGGAGAUUCUCUACGAAGUCCAAUUUGGAAAAGCACAAAACGGUGCACACUGGAGAAAAACCUUUUAUCUGUUCAGUCUGCUCUAAGGGUUUUAGACUGAGACAGGACUGGAAAGCACACAUGAGGAUUCACACAGGAGAGAAAGUGUUUAGUUGCAGUGUGUGUGGUGAAAGAUUCUCUUCCAAGUACCAGUGGAAGAGACACAAGUGUGCUGGUGAGAACAGCCGCAGUAGGGGGGGCAACGUGGCUCAGAUGGUAGCGCGGCCGUGCCAGCCGACCCAGGGUUGCUGGUUCGUAACGAGCUUCCGUCAUCCGAGUCACGGCUGUAGUGUCCUUCUUCCCAGUGCCCCAACUUUGUACGCAACCGCUGGGCCCCUGAUGCUCUCAGUGUCGGGGGUCAACUCGUCCUCGUGCCGGUGAAACUAAAAGCUCCAGUCCAUGAGGAGGACCUGAUGUUUAAUUGUCUCAACAGCAUCAGUGUUAGAAUAAUUGUUUCUAAGUUAUGGCAAAAACGUUGUGUUACAUUGAGCGCCCGGUGAGAAGCAAAAGCUGACUUUGAAACCUACCAAGAAGAAGGCUUGUAAAACUCCACUGUGUAGGGGGGGGAGCAAAAUGAAGGAGUUCUGUUUUGUAAUCAACAGAAAGAUAUUGUCCGACCCAAAACUACAAAAGCGAAGAGGAAGCAGGGCCAGAAUCCACUCCAGGCGACCUCUUUUUGAACUCUUUUACGACCAUUUCUGUGAACUGUUUACGACCUUUUCUUUUGAACUGUUGUAAACAAAGGCGAUGGCUGUUUACGACCUCGUCCCUUAGAACAGUGGCCCCCAACCACCGGGCCGAUUGGUACCGGGCCGCGCAAGAAUUUUUUUAUUUGUAUUUUUUUUAAUUAAAUCAACAUAAAAAACACGAUAUAUACAUUAUAUAUCAAUAUAGAUCAGGGGUGCCCGCGGGCACCAGGUAGCCCGUAAGGACCAGAUGAGUAGCCCGCUGGCCUGUUCUAAAAAUAGCUCAAAUAGCAGCACUUACCAGUGAGCUGCCUCUAUUUUUAAAAUUGUAUUUAUUUACUAGCAAGCUGGUCUCACUUUGCUCAACAUUUUUAAUUCUAAGAGAGACAAAACUCAAAUAGAAUUGGAAAAUCCAAGAAAAUAUUUUAAAGACUUGGUCUUCACUGGUUUAAAUAAAUUCAUUCAUUUUUUUACUUUGCUUCUUAUAACUUUCAGAAAGACAAUUUUAGAGAAAAAAUACAACCUUAAAAAUGAUUUUAGGAUUUUUA